CACUUGGAGCACGAUCUUUCACGAGCUUAAGAACAUGGGUGCGGACAAGUUGCCCGAAAUUCGCAAUCUUGGUGAAGUGGUUGAACCCUACUUUUCUGGGGCCCGCCUCCUUAACUACCAGACAAGCAGUCUGACAAAACCGGGGGAUAACUACGGAAGCGUUCUCCUGGCAAUUCAUGCCCAGCUGCAGAAAUCCAAUGGCGAGGAGUUUGAGGAGCAGCUGGUGGCUAAAGUGCCUCCGACCGACCCACAGUACUGGCAGUUUUUUCAGCCUGAGCGAACUUGCCUCGCAGAGAACGCCUUUUACAAGAUUUUGGCCCCUGCCCUGGCCGUCCUUCAAGAUGAAGCCGGCGUUCCUUCCGAGAGCCAAUUUAAAGGAUUCCCCCGCUUCUAUGGCUGUCGCGAAUCCCUCGAAUCCAACUCCUCAAAGGUAGACCAAAAUGCCGUGUUAGUGCUGGAGAAUUUGCGCAGCAGUGGCUACGUCUCCAGCCAGAGGCUAAAAGCCUUCGAUCUGGCCCAUACGCUGCUAGCCCUUAAAUAUAUGGCCGAGUUCCACGCCCUUCCUCUGGCUCUGCGAAUUCUCAGACCAGAGAUGUUCCGGGAACAGGUGCAGCCCUUUUUCAAAAAGUUCGAUUGGCAUGCUGAAGCACCCGAGUGGAAGUCCGUAAUGAAGGCAGAGACUUUGGAGGACAUCCGUCGAGCCACCAACAACGAUUCCAGACUAGUAGCCCGUAUGAAAGAGUUGUCUGACCAAUUUUUUGAAUUCUUAGCUGCCGCCCCAGAUAGACCCGAUGGGCCAUUUACCAGCAUUAUACACUGUGAUUUCUGGAUAAAUAAUAUGAUGUUUCGUUAUGGGCCCUCGGGAACACCCAUCGAACUGAAAAUUAUUGACUUUCAGACGGCACAGUACGAUUCAGUGGUGCAUGACAUAAUCUCGUUUUUGCUAUCAAGCGUUGAUACGGCUAUCUUGGAGGUAGAGUUUGAACACAUGUUGGAGGCCUACUAUGAGGCCUUUGUGUGUUGUCUGCGCCGUGUAGGAGCAUAUUUGGGGGUACACACUUUCAAAGCGUUCCGACUGGAAGUGAAGCGGGUGGCGUAUAUUCAAGUUCCCCACGCCAUCUUUAUGACGCGCUUUAUAUUGGCGGACAGCGGGCUGAGCGGCGAUGCAGAGGCUGAGGUAUGCCCCAAGCUUGGGGACGUGCUGAAGAAUACGGGAUCUGAGCGUAUUAGCCGCAAAUUAAGCCAAAUUCUGAACUUGGCCCAAAAGUUUGACAUAUUGUACUAGGGCAAUAAAUUGACCCGCAAA
This is a messenger RNA of Drosophila erecta, 1306 nucleotides long. RefSeq lists its product as uncharacterized. The coding region runs from base 35 to 1285 and encodes 416 amino acids. The transcript is spliced from 3 exons. NCBI's taxonomy places the organism in Eukaryota, Metazoa, Arthropoda, Insecta, Diptera, Drosophilidae. The record is from RefSeq and is a predicted model, not a curated record.